CUGAGGAACCGAAGAGAGCUCAAGAACCGACCGCUUUUUUUCCUUCUUCUUUCUUUUCUUUAGUUUGUCUCAAUGCUGUAGAAGAUCAGAGGAAAAGAAACAAACCAAAAAAAAAAAAAUCCUCUGUAACUGAGAGCACAAUGUUGGAAUUAAAUAAGGUGGCGCUCCUGCUGUCUUUCCUGGCCUCGGUGGCUCUGGGCCAAGGAUAUCAGUGGACCAGGAGCCAGUCAGACCAGAGCAGAAGAGUGGCCCUCAACACGUUUACCGACCCUCAGACAACAGGUGUGACUGAGUGGACGUCUUGGUUCAAUAUCGACCAUCCCGGGGGGAAUGGAGACUACGAGCGCCUGGAAGCCAUUCGUUUCUAUUACAGGGAGCGAGUCUGUGCGCGGCCUACAGCCAUGGAGGCUCGCACCACAGACUGGGUGGCAGCGGCAGAAACCGGGGAGGUGGUUCACUCCAGCCUGGAAAAGGGCUUCUGGUGCAUCAACAAGGAACAGCCACAAGGUCGCAUCUGCUCCAACUACCACGUCCGCUUUCAGUGUCCCCCAGUGCAGAGCUACUGGACUGACUGGAGUGAAUGGGGUCCCUGUUCAACCACGGUUUGCGACGACGUCGGCAUCCAGGUCCGCCAGAGGAAAUGUGUGAGCACUCAGCCCAUGCCCCUUCUGCUGGUGCCAGCAUGUCAGGGGCACCAUUCAGAGAGAAGGGAGUGCUCCAACCCUCCAUGUACAGCCAAGUGGAGUCCGUGGGGCCGCUGGGGUUCGUGUUCGGUGACCUGUGGUGGUGGACGCAGAAUUAGGAGGAGAACCUGUGUGAGAACCUCAGUGACAGUCCAUUGUAGGGGACGAGCUGUUGAAAUACAGAAGUGUGGAAAGAGCCCAUGCCCAGUGAAAUGCCAGCGUGUCUGCUCUGAAGGCCGUCCCAGUGAGGACUGCAGCCGCUGUGUCUGCGAAGGCCACGUGCUGCAUGGAGACGUCCACACUGUGACCGGUGUCCCCGUGGUGGGAGCAUCGGUGGCUCUGGCCAGCCAUCCGAAGGUCAUUCGUGCCCGUACUGAUGCCAGCGGUCACUUCAGGCUGGCAGGAAUCUGCUCCUCCAGCUCGACUCUGAUCUCCAUCAGGAAGGAGAAGUUUGUGCCGAUCACUGUCUCCACCUCCAGUAACACCACAGGGUUGUCGUGGUUACAGGCCGUCCUCAGAUCAGCUGAGAAGCCAUACAUUGUGAAGCACCCAGAGGACAAAGUGCGCUAUGAGGGAGGACGGGUGCUGUUGUGCUGCAAGGCAACGGGUUCACCAGCACCUGACAAAUACUACUGGUACCACAAUGGGACUCUGCUGGACAGGAAAGUGUACAAGUAUGAAGAGGAUCUUGUGCUGCGGGAUCUGAAACCAGAGCAGUCGGGACAGUAUUACUGCAAAACCAGCAGCCCUGUAGGCAGCAUCAAGUCAUCUGCAGCCGUCCUUACCGUUAUUGCCAAAGGAACACCAGCAUGUAAUUCUACCCCUGAGACGCACCUCAUCAGAGUACCGAUGGACUGUGUUCAACCCGGGACUGACUCCAAGUACUACAACGCUGGCCGCUGCCCUCACAACAAAUGUGCUGGUUCCCUUGACUUUGACAUGCGCUGCAGAGAUGGAACUGGAUUCUGCUGUGGGGUGCAAAAUAUGGAAAGUCGAGUCAUUGACUGCGGUAGCUAUAGCCUCCCCAUUCGGGCUGUGACACAGUGCAGUUGUCAGAAGUGUGUGGAGCCGACGCUGCUGGUUCGAGGUAGAGUGGUCACAGCUGACAAUGGUGAGCCACUGCGGUUUGGGCACAUCUACAUUGGUAAAGAGAGAGUGGGCACCACCGGAUACCAAGGAGGCUUCACGUUACAAAUUACUCCUGACACACAGAGGUUAGUGGUAAAUUUUGUUGACCCUACUGAGAAGUUUCUUGACACUCCGAAGGUGUUCAUCUUUGACAGGAAAGGUGGAUCCAUCUAUCAUGACGUGAAAGUAAUGAGAAAGCAGAAACCAAUUGAUAUCGAUGCGGGAGAGACCAAUUCUAUAAACCUUGGAGAAAUAAAAGGGGAAGACCCCAUAGGGCAGUUGGUGAUCCCUCCCAAUUCCUUCCACAAAGAUAAUGGAGAAAUCUAUGAGGGGACAGUGAAAGCCAGCGUCACAUUUAUUGACCCAAGAAACAUCACAACGGCAGCUGCAACGCCUGGUGAUCUCAACUUUGUGGAUGAUGAGGGUGACAUGCUCCCUCUGAGGACCUAUGGGAUGUUCUCUGUGGACUUCAGAGAUGAGACCAACAAGGAAGUUCUUGGCGCUGGAGCAGUCCAGGUUCUCCUCGACACACAACAUGUUAAAAUGCAAGAGCACAUUCCCAUAAUGAAACUGUGGUCUUUAAACCCGGACACAGGAGUCUGGGAAGAGGAGAGCAACUUCUCCUACAACACAACGACUUCUGGUGGUCAUGGGCGGAGCAAGCGUGAGGAGCGCACGUUCCUCAUUGGCAACAUGGAGAUCAGAGAACGAAGACUGUUCAAUUUAGAUGUGCCUGAAAGCAGACGCUGCUAUGUCAAAGUCCGUGCCUACAUGAGUGACAAGUUCUUACCUAGUGAGCAGCUGGAGGGUGUUGUGAUCAGCUUGAUAAACCUGGAACCAAAGCCUGGUUAUUCCUCUAAUCCCAGGGCAUGGGGCCGCUUUGACAGUGUCAUAACUGGGCCCAACGGAGCCUGUUUACCAGCUUUCUGUGAUGCCCAGAGGCCCGACGCUUACACAGCUUAUGUCACAGCAAUGAUGGGUGGGGAAGAGCUGGAGGCGGCUCCUUCAUCCCCAAAGAUGAAUCCAAACAUCAUCGGAGUGUCUCAGCCCUAUCUAGAUAAAAUAGACUACCAGCGUUCAGACCACGAGGAUCCAGCUCUGAAGAAAACAGCCUUCAAAAUCAACCUGGCAAAGCCUAACCAAAACAAUCUUGAUGAGACCAAUGGGCCAAUAUACCCAUACCAGAAUUUAAUAGCUUGCGAAAAUGCCCCCGUUGAUGCAAAUCAUUUUAGAUUUUUCCGAGUAGAAAAGGACAAGUAUGAAUACAACGUUGUCCCCUUUGAGGAGAACGAUUUGACGACCUGGACAGGAGACUACCUCUCCUGGUGGCCCAACCCCCAGGAGUUCAGAGCGUGCUUUAUCAAGGUCAAGAUUCAUGGGCAGAAGGAAGUGAUGGUCAGGUCAAGGAACCUUGGAGGAACACACCCAGAGACCAAGGACAAACUUUAUGGCAUCAGAGACAUACGCAGCACCCGGGACAUGCGAGAGGCAAACACUUCAGCAGCCUGUGUGGAGUUCAAAUGCAGUGGCAUGUUGUUUGAUCAAGCUGAGGUAGACAGAUCCCUCAUAUCCAUCCUUCCACAGGGGAACUGUCGCAAGAUCAACACCAACAGCCUCCUGCAAGAGUAUCUCAUUAAACAUCCACCAGUCGCUCAGAACAACGAGUCCCAUGCCUUCACCAUGCUAGCACCUGUUGAUCCUCUGGGACACAACUAUGGCAUCUACACAGUCACAGACCAGAACCCCAGAGUUGCCAAAGAGAUUGCUAUCGGGCGCUGCUUUGAUGGCACCUCUGACGGUUUCUCCAGAGAGAUGAAGUCGGACUCAGGAGUGGCACUGACCUUCAGUUGUCCAGAGAGGAAAAUUAACAGGGAGAGCCUUUUCCAGCGUCUGCAGACCAACCCAGGGCAGACGUUGUCUCAGAUGGCGAGGGACAUGAGGGAGUUGGAGGGUCUGCAGGUGCAGAGAUCAUCCACCCAGGUGGUGGCUUAUCCUUCCGAGCAGCAGGGCAGGACCCAGAGUCGCAGAGUUAGCUCCACAACCAGGAGGAGAAUGUCCACACGUGCACAGCAACGCCAGUAGAGGUGCCAAAAAGUCUUCAGUUGAAGCUGAUGUGAUGGCAUCUAUUCCGCAAAGUAAAAGUUGUCUGUCUGUUGAUGAGUGUGAAUUCCCUCUAGACUAUGAAAAUCACAAAACCAAGACAGACAGCAAUUCAGCAAAAUCAUCCAGCAUGAUUGAAGAUAUUCAUUAGUGUGAUGCUUACUUGAAGGGUUCGGUAUAUUAACGUCUUUCUUCCCUCCUAAAAAGACAAGCAUCAUUUGUCUUUAACUCAGUGACUGGCAUUUAUUUAAUUGGCUUUGGUGUAAUUUUAUGAAUGAACACACUAAAUUGACAGCUGAGAUUGUAACUUUUAUAGAGCUCAUUUGUAACAUUCCACUUUGCCCAUUGUGGGUGUUUUUUGCUGACAACUUUCAAUGCUUGAGUAGAAACCAAACGUUCCAAAAACUGUAAAUACUAUGGUAAGCCCCAAACACUUCAUAAUUGGCCAUUGCUUUCCACUGAACUCAUAUUUUUCCUCAAGAUCAGAAAGAAACCAACACGAGGUCCUUGUUGUCCACAGCAGACACUGAGCCCUUUUUCUACAAAGUGGGAAACUCUCUACACCAAAGAGAGGCACUCUAAAAAGAGACAGUGGGCUGAGGCAUGCCACCCAGGGAACAGAGGAUGUUUUCAGUCAAGCUUUCUCAAUGUUUUUUUAUUGACAUGUCUUGCUGCCAACUGUGAUUCAGUCAAACGUCCUUCCACACCUACUUAAAAUGUGCAAGACCGAAGUUGUCGCCAAGACAAACAGGGAUCUCACGACCAGCAGGCAGUCUAAAAAAAAAGAUAAUUGAUUGAGAGGUAUGACAUAAUUUCCCCUUUUUUUUCCUCCUGCACAUUCCAAAGUCGCACAUCACCAAACAAAACGUUACUCAAAACAAACACAGUAUUUCAGUUUCUCAGCAAGACACUCUUUCAGGGUCUAAACGAACUUUGUUUUAGUUGUUGGGUGGUGUGCUUGCAGGCUGCCUUUGUAUCUCGACGUGCAAUAACUAGAAUUAAACUUGAGAAUCAGUAAAAUCCAGCAUAACUAUCAUGAAAAGCACUGCUGGUUGAGUGAAACAAAAAACUCCUUCAGUAUAUGACGCAGGCAGUGUGGCUAAGGUGUUUUUUUACAAGAUCUUGCACAUAUUUUAUGUGAUUUUUCAGCAAAUAAUUCUGCUAUGUAAUCGUUCUUUCACUCUAAGUUUAUUAACAUUUUCAUACUUUGCUGCAUGACUCAGCCAAUUUUUACAAUUUGUACAUCACAAUAAUCUUUUUUAGCUUCGGAGUGCAAUCUUAUUACAGGGCUUAGAACUCUCAGCAGAGACUUUUUUUCCGUUAAUGAAACAAACUGCAUAAUUCUUUCCUGUAAGAAUUAAGAAGAAACACAUUUCUGGAUUUACUGGCCAGGUUUCUAUAAAUCCUAUCCAUGUGACAGAGUGAGGGACAAUAUACGACUAUUUGAACUGAAGUCAGUAAUAGGCCAAAAGUUCACUUUACGAUAGAAGCCCCCAAACAUAUUUAUCUGUAACACUGGCUCUUGUGGGCCCAUGGGAAAAAACUCUUCAAGCUGAAAUAAUCCGAAUCCAGAUAAGGGGCACUGAGGUCCUUGGGGAAACCAGGAGAGCCUGACAAGUAAAUAUAAGCCUGCUGCUAAUUAGAAAGCAAUUUACAUAUUCUUUCCUGGGCUGUUUGAUCCUGACUUUUGCAAAGAGUCAAAGUUUACAAGAAAACAAAGAUUGAACUUAAGGAACUAGCAAUAUAUUGGGCCGAAGAGUAUUGUGGUCUCACAUAUUUACCAUCAAAAUGCUACUCAGAUAUCAUGGUACAGUUAACUUUUGGAGAUGUUUUCAGAUCAGUCCACUUAUGCUUUGUUGCGUUUUUGUUUCUAACGUGCAACAGAUAGUCAUGUGUAAAUGAAAACCACACAUUGUACCCCCCACACUUGUACAUAGAAUGCAGAACGCUCCAAAAACAAAGAAAUAUAGAGUGACAGUCUGCGGCACCUUCACCAUUAUCACUGACCUUUCUAAUCACAGGCCUGUGCGCUGUCCAAGACUGUACACUUCAGAUCUCCAGACAAAAAACAAACAUCUCCCGGCAGCAUUUGCAGCAUCCACCCCGUAAGAAAGACGAUGAUCGACUCCAGGUGUAGGAAGAGAUAAGUCCUAUAAAAAAUGCGCGAGCGUAUGAGGUCAGCUGAGGAGGCCCAACAGAUGUAAGGAACUGAAGGAAAUGUUAGACCAAAGACAUCAGGAGAAAGAAAAGCAAGAUUAUCUUGUGAUGGAUUUAAUCAUUUUGGAGUGUUUGGUAAAAGGAAAGGGAAAAUAUUAGCGGUCUUUGGCUUCACAGUCCAUCACUUAGAGAAUCUUGGGCUUUCAAAGUGGUUGCACAUGGAAGAAUGCAGGUUUUCUUCCUAGAAUGCUUUGACAGGAGAAUUGACUUAUUCAUGAGGAGAAGUUAUCAGUGGAGUCUGAAGGACAAGGUAACAAUAAUAGCCUGAGUAAAGCAUUAUGUAAGGCUUUGCAUGGGAAAGCAGGCUGCGCUCUCCAAACAGUUACUUUGUCUUUGGGGAACUUCAAAGGAGAUUAAAGAACCUCAGAGAUGUUUGGUUUAAUGACUUAAAAAAAAAAAAAAGUUUCCAAAGUCUUUAAAAUCAAAAGAAAAAGAGACAAGUUUCAGCCAGAACAGAUAAAACACAUUGCAAAGAUUAAAUUCUAAUGGAAAAGAAAAUGUUUAUCUCAUUGAAUUUCUGUGGGAAGGGCAGUAGUAGUAGUAGUAGCAUCUUUUUUAAAGGUAGCAUCACAAAUAUGGCUUUAAUGGGGCUUAAUGUGUUUCUGUUUGACACUUUUAAAUGAAUAGUUCAACUUUUUGGAAAAUAUGCUACAAAAGAAAAUGCUUUCUUGCUUUUUUGUUUGAUGGAAAGAUCAAUAGAACUUUGAUUCCUGACUGUUAAGGAUGAGUCUUUUUCUUUUUUACACCUUAAUGUUUGCACAAAUUAAAUGAACAAAACAUACAUAUAAAGGUGCUUUUGUGCAAAGUUGGUUGGACACAGCUAAUUGAGGUGUUUCUCUUACGGCUGUAUAUAAUUGCCUUACAAAUAUAAGAGCGGCAUUAGUAUUCUCAUAUCCUAACUCUUGGCAAGAACGUGAAAAAGCAUAUUUCCCAAUAUGUGGAACUAAUCUUUUAUGGCUACAGUUUGCUUCUGGUACAGUUGUACUGAACUGAGUGAGUCUUGUGCUUGAAAGAUGGUUAUUUUCUUGGGUACUUUCCAUCCUGUUAGACCUGUUGGCUACAUUUGAGGUGUUUUGUGCCGACUGAAAUUUGAAAAAGGAAUCUGUGAAGCUGAUUUCUUUUCAAAAUACUUGACCUGAUUUUGCCUCUCUGUCACAGUAACGCUUACCGGCACUAUUUGACUUUAAAGCAGAAAAGCACAAAGUCUCGGAACUCCGCCAGAAACCUCCGACGAUUUUAACUCAAGCAUGAACCGAUUAAUCCAUUUUCUCUUCUCUACACAGUCCAGCUGGUCUCAGGGAGAUCGUAAUUUAUUCAGAAGGUCAUCCUUGAACCUUUCCACCACUUUCUGUAGUAUAUGGAGAGACGUGUACAUUUGCCACUGUGCCCCAGGAAGCAACCCUGAGUAGUAAAAGAAUGACAUAAAUGAACUCCUGGUAAUACUCUGUAGCGCUAACUAUUGCAUGGUGAUGCUCAUCGCUUCGUUUCUCUCAGAAUUAAGUUUUUAAUGUGUAAAUUGUGUAUUGUAUUAAAUCUGCUAUUAUUGUACGAACAAGAAACUGUAAAUAAAUGAUUUUGUGUAAACUUU
Stegastes partitus (bicolor damselfish) is the source of this 7716-nucleotide messenger RNA. RefSeq names its product cartilage intermediate layer protein 2 (gene cilp2). The record is from RefSeq and is a predicted model, not a curated record. NCBI's taxonomy places the organism in Eukaryota, Metazoa, Chordata, Actinopteri, Pomacentridae. The transcript is spliced from 10 exons. Bases 141 to 3893 code for a protein of 1250 amino acids.